Penicilliopsis zonata CBS 506.65 is the source of this 1777-nucleotide messenger RNA. RefSeq lists its product as hypothetical. Gene Ontology annotation, molecular function: heme binding; oxidoreductase activity, acting on paired donors, with incorporation or reduction of molecular oxygen; iron ion binding. The transcript has 5 exons. NCBI's taxonomy places the organism in Eukaryota, Fungi, Ascomycota, Eurotiomycetes, Eurotiales, Aspergillaceae. The record is from RefSeq and is a predicted model, not a curated record. The coding region runs from base 30 to 1679 and encodes 549 amino acids.
CCAGCUCAGGAGGGGCAGAUACUCGCCCAAUGGCCGACCUCCAGACCUCCCUCACUCCCACCAUCCUGGCUACUGCCAGCGUCACCGGCGUCGCUCUCCAUCUGUUCCUUUUCAAAAGAGUCGAGGUCGACAAACGGCCGGUGUCGACGGGCGCGUCGUUCAUCGUCGCAUAUUUUCUCCUUGCCUUGGCCCUCCCCAGCCUGAGCGCAGAGUACAAUGCCAACCUCCCAUGGGCGCUGAUUGUCGCGGGGCUCGCGUGGUGGUGCCUGGUGCUCUCACUGUGUGUGAGUAUUCUGAUCUAUCGUGCGUUCCUGCAUCCCCUGCGCAAAUUCCCUGGUCCGUUCGGGGCCAGACUCAGCAAAUUCUGGGCCUUGAAUAAGGUCCUGGAGACCAAGUGUGGAUGGUAUCGGAUUCUGGAUCAGUUGCAGCAACAAUACGGCGACUACGUGCGUACAGGCCCUCGCGAGCUUGUAAUUUUCGAUUCGGCCGCCAUCACGCCGAUCCUGGGAUUUGCGUCUGUCACGGGAAAAGGCCCCUUUUACGACUCGAUGGAAACGUCGGUCAGUACAACCCGGGAUCACGCAUUUCACCGACAGCGCCGUAAGAUCUGGGAUCUCGCAUUCAAACAGUCGCUGGCCGAUUAUGCCCCUCGCAUCGAGGAGUUUACGAGUCAAUUGCUCUCUCGCAUUGCCCGGGAUGGCGCCAAGGGCCCGAUCUUGGUGAAUGAGGUCUGUAUCCAUUACAGCUACGACGUUAUGAGUGCGCUGGCGUUUGGGGACCCGAUGGGGUUUAUCCAAGGGGACUCCAAUGCCGUCGCAAACUCGGUGCUGAACAAUAUCCAGAACGGGGUGGACGCCAUCGGGCUUCUGCUGCAUGUGCCCUGGUUGAUGGGGAUGUUGACCACCUUCUCCUGGGCAAUUGGGCCCAUGCGCCAAUGGAACGAAUACUCCGAGGGGCUUGUAGAGCUCCGCAAGAAGAAACGAGAUCCGCAACCAGAUCUCUUCGGUCACCUCUUGGAUAAUACUGACGACACCCGCAGCGGGCGCUCUCUACUCAACUCAGAAUGCCGCUUGAUUGUGGGUGCUGGAAGUGACACCACGGCUACGGCGUUGACAUUCAUCUUCGUCAAUCUAGCAUUAUACCCGCAAUGGCUUCAAGCACUGCGCGAUGAGAUGGACCCAAUCUUCGCCACCGCGAGUUUUGAAUGUACGCGAUCUCGCCCUGUGCUCGAUGCGGUGAUCCAGGAAAGCAUGCGUCUUCACCCGUCGGUGUUUUUUGGUUCGCAGCGUGAGACUCCCGCGCAGGGAAUGCGUAUCGGAGAUAUGUACAUUCCAGGCCAUACCAUUAUUUCCAUUGCAGGAUAUCAGGUGGCAAGAGAUGAGCGCAACUUUGUCCGCGCGAAAGAAUUUCUCCCGGAACGAUGGUAUUCCCAGCCAGCAUUGAUUCUUAACAAAGGCGCAUACAUGCCUUUCCUUGUCGGCCCCUUCAACUGCGCCGGGCGGAAUAUGGCCAUGAUGGAGCUGCGCUCGGUCGUCGCCCGUGUGGCAUGUGAAUUUGACAUCACAUUUCCCCCCGGGAUGGACUUUGAUGCCCACGAUUAUUUCCAUCGCGUCAAGGAUCACUUCAUUGCAGGUGCACCAGCACAAAAGUUGGUGUUCUCAAAGAGAGUCAAGGAUUGAUAUGGGGCAUCUCAUGCAAUUGUCUUAUGCAGUUUAAUCAAUAUAAAUAAUAUACUUACACUUAUAUGAGCCCGAUACUCAUUGCAGCUCCUCACCAG